This is a messenger RNA of Heterocephalus glaber (naked mole-rat), 1272 nucleotides long. It is a transcript of the gene Tmem14a, whose product is annotated as transmembrane protein 14A. Gene Ontology annotation, biological process: regulation of heme biosynthetic process. The record is from RefSeq and is a predicted model, not a curated record. NCBI's taxonomy places the organism in Eukaryota, Metazoa, Chordata, Mammalia, Rodentia, Bathyergidae. Gene Ontology annotation, cellular component: mitochondrial membrane.
CAGGCUUUCCCGGUUGGAAGGAGGGUGUGAGGCUGAGGGCGAGCAGCCCGGGGGACGCUUCGCGCCACGCGGAUCCGUCACUCAGCCGCCCCCGAAGGGAAACUGCUCUGGGAGUCUGCACAGACAGGAUGAGGAGGCUGGGGAAAAGAGUGCAUAGGAAAGGAUGGAAAGAGGACUGGGGAAACUGAGGCAAACUUCAGGAUACCUCUUCCUCCACAUUCCAGCGUCUUACCAUCAACUCUCCUGGGAAUCUUCAGGGAUUUUAUAACUCCCCAGAACCAGGCUGGACUUUUCGCUGCAGCUCAAAGGUAGAGCACUUGCACAGCGUGCAGGAGAGCCCAGUGUGCUGAAAUAGAAAUGACCUGACCUACACCAAGCCUAAAUAUAGGUGAAAGAGAAGAACUGCUGCCUCACCCAUGGACCUGAUCGGUUUUGGUUAUGCAGCCCUUGUGACGUUUGGAAGCAUUUUAAGAUAUAAGCGGGGAGGUGGUGUUCCAUCUCUGAUUGCUGGUCUCUUUGUUGGGUUUUUGGCUGCUUAUGGAGCUUACAGGGUAUCCAGUGACAAACGAGAUGUUAAACUGUCAUUGUUUACAGCUUUCUUCCUGGCCACCAUAAUGGGUGUGAGAUUUAAGAGAUCCAAGAAAAUCAUGCCCGCUGGGCUGGUUGCAGGCUUAAGCCUCUUGAUGAUCCUCAGACUUGUCCUGCUGCUGCUCUGAGCUUCCAGAGGAGCUGCACACUAAAUACUUGUCAUUCUCCUGCAGUGGGCAGGGCAUAUUAUCUGUACCUUAAAAGAUAAAUUCCAGUACAGAAUGUUAAGUGUUUUAUGUUAGAAACAAAGGUAACGCUAUCACCUCUAAUCUGAACAUGAAUCUGACUUUAUUUUAAACAGAGUUUUAAUUGUUUCUAAUUGUCAAGCACUGUUUUCAUUAAAGGUAUUUAAUAAAUCAUGAUACACUUUCAUUUGCUAUGUCUAAUACAUAUAUGUACAUCUGUUUAUAUAUAUAUUAUAUUUUUGACAAUUCUAAAUACUCAUGACUCAAAUAAGUUAAACUGCAAAUUAUCUGAUGAAAUAAUUCCUUAUAUGAACUUCACAGAAUACUAAUGUAGCUGCUACUUGGUGCUUGUGUUUUAUUAGAAAUUUUAUUUUUCCCACUUUAAUUGUAUAUGUUGCCAGUUUUGUCUUGUCUCGAGAAGAAUUCCAUUCUCAGCACACUCUGCAUCCCAACAGGAUGUAUUCAAUAUUCAAAUAAAAGACAUUUUGUUUUAAACCUG